Effrenium voratum is the source of this 504-nucleotide messenger RNA. The record is from the annotation of a GenBank genome assembly. Lineage: Eukaryota; Dinophyceae; Suessiales; Symbiodiniaceae.
AUGGCCUUCGUUGCCCUCGUUCUCCUUGGCGCGGCCGAAGCGGCGGUGCACCGUGGCUAUUUGUACGAUCAGCUUUGUGUGAAUCACGGUGUGGGCAUUGAUGGCGUGGACAGCCGGACGGAGCCGGAGAAGCACACCUUGGACUGCUUGUUGUUCUCGCCCUGCAUUGAAUCUGGGUAUGGCCUCGUGACCAAACCAGCAGGCCAGAGGCAGUACUCCAUGGAGGUGCUGCUGUCGGCACAGGGCAAUGCAGAUGUCAUCACUUGGUUGACCACACAGGAGUACUUGGGCAACCACGUAGAGAUUAGUGGGCCCUACGACUCGCACGGACGACUGCAUGUGGACACCAUCAAGCGCUUGAACGAUGGCAGCAUCUGGAAUGGCUCGGGUGAAGGCUCUGGUGAGACCUCAACUUUCGGGAUCUCAACUUCUGCUUUGAUGACUUCGGCUACCGGCUGCAGUUCCAUGCUGGCGGCCGUGCUGAUUGUUUUAUUCCGUCUCUGA